AUGGCACGGUGGUGGUACCAAUUCAAACUAAUAUCCAUGUCAUCUUCAACAGUAGAUACGGAAAACGUUUCAUCAUCUGUUUGGUAUUCAACCGGUUUACAGCAUCAACAAAGUACACAAAGUCAAGCAUCACCGAAAAAUGACAAUAUUUUAGUGAAUAAUGGUCAUGGGGAAGAAGACGAUUCGAAUAGUUCAUCUGCGCCUCCCUCAUCGCAUCAACAAACUGCUUCAUCAUCGCCACAAACAAGUGAUAUUGAACUCAAUAAUAAUACUGCGAUAUGUAUAAGUAACGAUGUUAACCAACAAUCGUCGUCUAUUGAACAAGUCUACGUUAAUGGAAAUGGUAAUGAUUCAGGUACUCCACAGCCAUUAUCACAUCAUGAUAUGCAGCAGCAACAGCAUCAAGAACAGUAUUUAUUAUCAGCAGGUACCUAUUCGUCUUUGCUAAAUUUACGACUACCAUCUGGCUCUCAGCAACAAAUACAACAAGCUUAUUCAGAUAUCGCUUAUUAUUCGGAUGACGUUGAUGCAAUUCAUACAUAUUCACAACAAUUACCGCAUGCACUCCAUUCAACCUAUACUCAUCAAGCAUUAUCACCUAAUUCAGCUGAACGUUAUGCAGCAGUCGCUGCACAAGAUUAUCAAACAGCAAUCUCACCAACGUCAUAUGAAUAUCGAUCAUACCGACCGAUGUAUGGAACAAAUGUUAGUCAGAUAGCUUAUGAAACACCAAUCGAUGCACAAACAUUAGUCAAUGGUGCCUACUGGAGCACACCCGAACAAUAUUAUGGAACAUUACAACAACAACAAUCAGAACAGAGAACAUCACCAACUGAUUCAUCAUUUCAUCAGCAACAGCAACAG
Molecule: messenger RNA, 864 nt
Organism: Didymodactylos carnosus
Lineage: Eukaryota; Metazoa; Rotifera; Eurotatoria; Philodinida; Philodinidae
Source: the annotation of a GenBank genome assembly